Molecule: messenger RNA, 1305 nt
Organism: Cryptomeria japonica (Japanese cedar)
Lineage: Eukaryota; Viridiplantae; Streptophyta; Pinopsida; Cupressales; Cupressaceae
Product: arogenate dehydratase 1
Biological process (GO): L-phenylalanine biosynthetic process
Cellular component (GO): cytoplasm; chloroplast
Molecular function (GO): chorismate mutase activity; prephenate dehydratase activity; arogenate dehydratase activity
Source: RefSeq, a predicted model, not a curated record
UUCAAUCGUGUCCAGGGGCCACCGGAGUAAAAGUAAAUACAACUCAGAUUGAAAAUGAGCCCACAUCUCAGAUCCGGCUGAGAUUUUCUAUAAAACACUCAUGUCCGAAUUCUCCAAGCAGCUUAAAGAUCCAAAGCUCCGUCCUUUCAGAAACUCCUAGAAAAAAAUUAUCACCGCUGCCAGACUUCGCGGCCAGGACUCGAUCCCGUGUCCUGCUAUUCAAAAAGCCCUCCCCUGCAGUCUCAGUGUUGGCCUUCAAUGGCCCAAACGGAGGCAACGGAACAGUCGACAUGAAGUCCAUGACCGAGCAGACGGAGCGCCGACUGUUAGCCCUGAAACGAGCUCUGACCUUACCUGAACAAGAUAAAAAGCGCGGGCAGAGGGGUUUACGCGUGGCUUACCAUGGCAUUCCGGGAGCGUACAGCGAAGAGGCGGCCGUGGCGGUUCACCCGGGCUGCCAGGGCCUUCCUUGCCACACAUUCGACACGGCCGUCCAGUCUGUAGCGAGGAGGGUUGCGGACCGCGCAAUUCUGCCCGUGGAAAGCACAGCGGAGGGCAGCAUCCACCCAAAUUACGACCUCCUUCUGGACUACAGCCUCCAGAUCGUGGGGGAAAUCCAGGACCCGGUUCGUUACUGACUGCUGGCCUUGCCGGGCGUUGCACGGGAAGAGAUAAAGCGCGUGAUGAGCCAUCCCUUAGCCUUGUCCCACUGUAGGAAAACCCUAACCAGAUUAGGGCUCCCGAAUAUCUCGAAGCAGACCACGGAGGACACGGCGGGCGCCGCGGACGGGCUUCGCGACACGGGCGCCAUAGCGAGCACCCGGGCCGCGGAGAUUUACGGAUUGCGCGUUUUGGCCCGAUGUAUCGAGGACGAAUCCUGCCAUUUCACCCGCUUUCUUGUUCUGGCCCGUGAGCCGGUCGUUCCACCCGCGGACCGGCCGUGCAAGACUUCAAUCGUGGUGGUCCAUGAUGGGGACCUCGGUGUUCUCUUCAGGCUUCUCUCCGCUUUCUCGUUUCGUGACAUUAAUCUGACAAAGCUGGAGAGCAGCCCCAAGUGAAAUUUGCCCCGCCAUGGAUCGGGGCUUGUGAAGGAUUUUCAGUAUGUGUUUUACAUAGACUUUGAGGCCUCGGUUUGUGACAAGCGCGUUCAGAACGCCUUAACGGAGCUCAGCGAGUUCGCCACGUUUAUGAUGGUUCUCGGAAGUUAUCCUGUGGAUGCCUCUGCAAGACUCUGAUCAGUAGCUUGUUGGGGUUUACACGUAGUAUGUACGUCCAGGCAAUACUACUUGUAUAUAUAGAUAUAAA